GACUCCGGUCGCAUUGUUCAGCUCCAUCCCACAUUACACCGCGCUCCACCCGGUCCUGAAAGUGACAGCGCCUCUCCAUCCCUGCUGCUUUAUCGCGCUGUGAUCUCUCUCUCUCACACACACACACAGACACACACUCAUCUCAAGGAUCUCUCCAUCCACGCUAUGUCUUUCCAGGGCAAGAAGAACAUCUCCCGUGCUACGAGUGACAAGAUCGUCAUCAAAGGAGGAAAAAUUGUGAAUGAUGACCAGUCAUUCUACGCUGAUAUCUUUAUCGAGGAUGGGAUCAUCAAGCAGAUUGGGGAGAGCCUCAUCAUUCCCAGCGAGGUGAAGACUGUGGAUGCCUAUGGGCACAUUGUCAUUCCAGGGGGCAUUGACGUAAACACCAGCUUCUUGACUCCCCAUUUGGGAAUGAUGCCUGCUGAUGACUUUUACCAUGGCACGCGUGCUGCUCUGGCAGGAGGCACUACUAUGAUCAUUGACCAUGUUGUUCCUGAGCCUGGCAUUAGUUUGCUGACAGCAUAUGACCAGUGGCGGGACAUAGCAGAUAAGCGAUCAUGCUGUGACUACUCGCUACACAUGGACAUCACCCGCUGGCAUGAGGGAAUGUUCGAAGAGCUUGAAACUCUGGUCAAAGAUCAAGGUGUUAACUCCUUCUUGGUUUUCAUGGCUUAUAAGGACAAGUAUCAAUGUUCAGAUUCGCAGAUGUAUGAGAUUUUCUCCAUUCUGAGAGAUUUGGGGGCAAUCGCUCAAGUGCACGCUGAGAACGGGGACAUUAUUGAAGAGGAGCAGAAGAGGUUGUUGGAUCUUGGGAUCACAGGACCUGAGGGACAUGCACUAAGCCAUCCUGAGGAGGUGGAGACAGAGGCUGUGUAUCGAGCCAUCACCAUUGCUAAACAGGCCAACUGUCCUCUCUACAUCACCAAGGUGAUGAGUAAAGCUGCUGCUGAUAUCAUCGCCAAAGCCAGGAAAAAGGGCAUGGUGGUUUAUGGAGAGCCAAUUGCAGCCAGUCUCGGAACAGAUGGGUCACACUAUUGGAGCAAAAACUGGGCCAAAGCUGCAGCCUUCGUCAUGUCUCCACCUCUCAGUAUUGAUGAGGGAACCCCAGACUACCUCAAUUCUAUGCUGUCCUGUGGGGAUCUUCAGGUGACAGCCAGCGCUCAUUGCACAUUCUCCACAGCUCAGAAAGCUGUAGGCAAAGACAAUUUUACACUUAUUCCUGAAGGGGCCAAUGGCAUUGAAGAACGCAUGAGCAUCAUCUGGGACAAGGCUGUGGCAACAGGUAAAAUGGAUGAGAAUGACUUUGUGGCAGUGACGAGCACAAACGCAGCCAAGAUUUUCAACCUGUACCCUCGAAAGGGCAGAAUCGCUGUGGGCUCUGAUGCUGAUCUCGUCAUCUGGAACACCAAAGAGACCAAAACUUUCUCAGCCAAAACUCACAAUCUGACUGUAGAGAUGAAUAUCUUUGAGGGCAUGGAGUGCAAGGGCUUUCCAAUGGUAGUCAUCAGCCAAGGCAGUAUUGUUCUCGAGGAUGAAAAGUUGGAUGUGGUUGAGGGUUCAGGUCGCUUCGUCCCCAGAAAAGCCUUUCCAGAUUAUGUCUACAAAAGGAUCAAAGCCCGGAGCAGGAUGGCAGAGGCUCGUGGUGUUCCUCGAGGAAAUUAUGAUGGUCCAGUCCAUGAUGUCAUCAGUAUGUCUGUACCACCCACUCCCACCACCAGAGGGUCCUCCUGUCCAGGGAAGAGUGUGUUGGGCCCAGCUAGAAACCUGCACCAAUCAGGAUUCACCCUGUCUGGAACACAAAUGGAUGACCACAUCCCCAGGCGUACAGCACAACGGAUUGUAGCGCCACCUGGAGGCAAAUCCAACAUCACGUCCCUCUCUUGAGGUGCGUCCAGCGAAGAAAAACAUGCAAAUAUCCACAAUCGGCUUCCAGUUAAUUAUAUAACAAUAUUAUCAUGCAAGCAACAAUUUCUUUACAACCUCUCUACAACUUCUUCAUUUCCAAACUGCAAAGCCCAUAACGUAGCAUGAAACAUGUAUCAGAAAUGUCCAUAACCCCAUACUCUGUCCUAAGAACAUAUUCUGCUUUCACAUACAAGUAGCACUCAUGACGUGAUGGAAAUGAAUAGUAAGUGACUGUAAUGUUUGUAUUAUACUGGAUAGAUGACAUCCUAUGUUGCCUUUGAACCAGUGCUUUUCCUGUCUGAUGUGUUUGAGACUGGAUUUUUCAAGAGGGGCUCCGUGUCCAUGUCUGUAUUUCGAACAAGCUACAUGUAGAUUGUCUUAGCUUCGUAAUGAAAAAAAUAGAAUUGGUGAAGUAGGUGUGUAUGUUAGUAAAGUAAUAAGGAGCCUUUACACCAGUGGUUUUGGAGUGUUAAAUAUCCAAGGCCUUAUCUUUGAAAAAAGGAACGUGUAAGAAGCAGUGGACUGUGAUUUAUUGCAGGUGAAAAGUCAUUGCCCUCCUUCCAUCGGCAUCAGUUUGGUCAUUUUAGUGUUUCUAACGUGAAACAUUUGGUGCUCUUUAACAUGCUACCCUGAAGAACAGAACACUUUUUAGUCCUUAAUGUCUUGUCUCUUUUAACGUAAACCUCUCGUUUUUACUUUUCAAAGGGCUUUAAUUACAAACGGCCAUUUUUAUAGCCAAUAUAUAUAUAAAAUAUUAAAAACUAUCUGAUUUUCAAAUGAGUGAUGCUCUGAUGAAAGGAAGCCAGUCAAUAAAUUGUUGUUUUUUAAUUAAUUUUUAUUUAUUUCUGUUUUCCGUCUGUAAAUAUAUUAUACAUUCUUAACUGCAUGUUCAACAUGUUCAACCAAUAAACAGGUUUUU
Messenger RNA from Clarias gariepinus (North African catfish), 2824 nucleotides. RefSeq names its product dihydropyrimidinase like 4 (gene dpysl4). Bases 166 to 1884 code for a protein of 572 amino acids. NCBI's taxonomy places the organism in Eukaryota, Metazoa, Chordata, Actinopteri, Siluriformes, Clariidae. Gene Ontology annotation, cellular component: cytoplasm; cytosol. The transcript is spliced from 14 exons. Gene Ontology annotation, molecular function: hydrolase activity, acting on carbon-nitrogen (but not peptide) bonds, in cyclic amides. The record is from RefSeq and is a predicted model, not a curated record.